Poecilia latipinna (sailfin molly) is the source of this 4388-nucleotide messenger RNA. RefSeq names its product NXPE family member 3-like. NCBI's taxonomy places the organism in Eukaryota, Metazoa, Chordata, Actinopteri, Cyprinodontiformes, Poeciliidae. The coding region runs from base 87 to 1859 and encodes 590 amino acids. The record is from RefSeq and is a predicted model, not a curated record. The transcript has 8 exons.
CUGUUAAGAGAGAGGCAGGGACACACACACACAGACACACACCGAUCUGCAUACAGCUCUGUGAACAUGACAAAGUGAGGACGACGAUGGAAACUAAAGCAAAGAAUGGAAUCAAGACCCCCCUGCUAAACGAAGGCCGAGGUUCCAGAAAUCGUUGCCUCAUGAAGUGCAGCUUCAUCCUUCUCUUCAUGGUUUUAUCUGUGGUAUCGUUCAUGCUGUACUACAUGGACUUCAGCGAUCAGAGCAGCUGUAAAUCCAGCGGGAAACUCUGCAUUUUCAGAAAGAUAACUAACAUAAUACCUACCAAAAUGGCGCCGGUACCCACCACCAUCACUCCGUUACGUCCCACUGAGCCAGCCAGCGUCUGCUCCUUCCACUCUGCGUCACCUGAAAACGCCACAGAGGUCAACUUGUUGAAGGAGUCCAUCGCCUGGCCUGAAACGCCGUCUGUACCGCCUGGCUUUUCCCUGAAUGACACCAGUGAUCCCGCUCACAGCACCUUCACCAUUCUCCCACGGAGAGGAGGGGGAAGUUGGCACGUCGGGGAUCAGCUGGAGGUUCUGAUAAAAGUCUCUGACUUCCGUGGUCGCCCCAGGAAGUCUGGGGGAGACUUGCUGUACGCUCGGCUGCAGAACCGUGCUGUGUUUGCAGGCGUGGCGGGGAAAGUGUUUGAUCAUCGCAACGGUUCCUACACCGCUGUGUUCUCUUUACUCUGGGAAGGAGACGCAAAAGUUGAGGUCUCCUUGGUUCACCCCAGUGAGGGAAUCACAGUCUUGGCCAAAGUGACCCAAGAGUAUCCAGACAGAGCAUAUUUUCUAAGUGUCUUUCGCUCAGGCUCCAUCUCAGAGACGGUUAGAUGCAACGUUUGCCUCAAGGGUCCCAAAGAGAAGCUGUGCAACUACACCGACCUCCACACGGGUGAGCCCUGGUUCUGCUACAAGCCAAAGAAACUGACCUACGACAAAAGGAUCACCCACGUCAAAGGAGGAGUCAUUUUCAAACCAAAAUUCAACAAAAAUCAGCUCUUUCAAAGUGGUGUCAACAUGAAAGUCUCCAUUCCAUCAUCAGGACCUUCCAGCAUCAACAUUUUACCCAAACUUAAAGAUGGAGCCAAUGAAAUAGUGAAGACUAAACCUGCUGGUUAUUACUACCAGGGAGCGUGGCAAGCAUUAGACGGCACCACAGUCCGUCAGUUUAACAACGCCACAGCGAGAACCCAGUGUCUGAAAGGGAAAGUGGUCCACCUCUAUGGAGACUCCACUGUCAGACAAUUUUUUGAAUUUUUAAUUCAAACAACCCCAGAUAUCAAGAAGUUUGACCUUAAAAGUCCUGGGACGGCAGGACCUUACCUGGCCUUGGAUUACAAAAACAACAUCUUACUGACGUACCGAUGCCAUGGCACCCCCAUCCUUUACACUCCCAUGAUGGCUGUUGAGACACGUCACAUUGCCACCGAGUUGAGAACUGUGGCCGGAGGCCCCAACACCGUCAUAGUGAUUAGCGUCUGGGCACACUUCACCUCUUUCCCUAUUGAGGUCUACAUCAGACGUCUCCUAAACAUAAAGAGGGCAGUGGUGGAGCUGUUGACCAGAUCUCCAGACACACUGGUCAUCAUCAGGACUUCUAAUCCCAAAGGGUCAGUUCUCAGUGAGAUAUGGACCAGCAGUGACUGGUAUGCCCUGCAGUGUUAUAAAGUCGUCAAGGAAAUAUUCAAAGGGGUGAACGUCCAGCUGCUGGACGCCUGGGAGAUGUGCGUGUCCCACCACCUGCCACACAGCCUCCACCCACAGCCUCCCAUCAUAAAGAACAUGAUCGAUGUUGUUUUGUCGCACACCUGUCCCCUUGGUGGAAAACAAUGAGGAAAACAGUCAGGAAAACAAUGAAGUGGCAAAUGGGACUGAAAUAAAAUGCAGCUACUCUACUCGCACCUUGAUGUCUUGUACAAAUGAAGUGAAACCCAAUAAUUCAGAUGAUGAAGUCCAUUAUCAACAAAAUAGAAGUAGAUUAAGUCAAUUUUGCAAACAAAUGAUCAAAAUAGACUGUUAACAAGGAGUUGAGGAAUCCACCACUGAGUUGAAAGUAGCUUUGGAGAUUUCUCCACACAGUUGGGAUGGACCAGAACAUGUCUGUACUUAGUUACAUUUCUAGGGAUAAAUACUAAUGUGCCAAUUUGUUGACUUACACUGGUGUCCGUUGCUGUUGCUUGUGGAUGUACGCUCCCCUCUUUGUCAGCUACAUGCUAAAGGGUAGCUGUUGUCUACAUGUCUCUGUUCUUGUUAAGAACAGAGCACUUAGUCGUGUUGUGUUUUGACCACACUUCCUUUCGGCCUCCUUUUGUAGAAAUUUCAGAUCCGUUUCUCUUAAAUGGAUUCUAAGUUCACGACUUAGCAGAAAGACGUUUGUGUUGUACGCUCUCUCCCUUGUGUCUUACUGCUCGCUCCUAAACAUCAGAGGAAAUAAACCUGAAGAAUCUGGUGGGAAAUGUUCCACCUACAACCUCAGCGUGCGAGUGUUGCAAAAUGUUUUGCAUAUCUGGUUCGGAUGUACACACUAGUUUAGCAUUUGAUGACAAGUAAUUAAUGAGGCAUAAAGAAACAAAGACCCAUCCAGUCGAUUGUAUGCAGGCAUGAGGUUGGACCUGUGUUUAUGACGCACUGUAAAUCACAAGGAUGACCUUAUCUUUAAACAUGCAGUCGCCAUCUCUGAUCUUUUACCUUUUUUUUCUUGUUCAAAGCUCCCUCAGUAAGACCAGUUCUUAAGUGAUGAUCGGCGCCACUGAUUUGACCUUUUCUGAAUGAAACUGUGUGAGCAGCAAAACUGAGAGAACAAGAGAGUUAGGAUAAAACAAACUCAAGAGAGCACUAACAUGUUUUAUAAAGUUAAGCAGCUAUGAUUUAGUUUUGUACAACCUUUCAUCUUCCUAUGUAAGCAUUGUACAAGAAUCCAUUCUAUUGCUGUCUUUUGAUGGUUAUCAAGAAAUUCAGAUGUAAAAACUACAAAAGAAAAAAAAAUCCCAGCAUUCACUUGAGUUUAUUUAAGGUUUAGUUUAUUUUUAAGGUGAAGGUUCAUACUCCAUAAACCGUCAUUUAUUUAUUCUAAAGAUUCAUUAACAACCUGAAGUCUUAAAAGAUUUACUGUUCCAAACUGAACAACUGUAUAUCUUAACUUAUAUUAAUGCUCCACAUGUUGUGAAGCUGGCAGCUCUGUUGCUUUGCACCAAGUUGCUCAGUUGUUUUCGGUUUUGAUUUUUUCUUUUGAUUAUUUCCUUUAUUUUCACUUUAUUCUUUCUGUAAGUUAAGUUAUUUCUUGUUUGAGUGUUGGAUUUUUUUCUGUUGGAUUGAAUAUUUAUAUCUUCCAUUGUUUAUUCCUUCUGUAAUGUCAGUUAUUUCUUGGUUAAAUAUUGGAUUUGUUUUGUAGAUUUACUACUUAUGUGUGUAUUUUGUUAGAUUUCCUCUCCGUUCUGUUUUCUGUGAUUACUCUUAUACUCAGCCUUCCUUUUGCUUCCCCAGCUGCUAAUCUUCCCCUCAUUGUUCAUACAUGCUGUUCUUCUGCAAGUCUUCUCCUGUUGUAGGUUUCUCCCCCCCCCCCAUUUUUUUUUAUUUAUAAACUGAACUGAAACUCUGUUUUCUCCUUUGCAUUCUGUUCCAGCCCUAAAUCCUCCCAUCUUAACAGUUCUGGGUUCAGAUCCCUGUCAGGGGUCUUGCUGCUUGGCGUUUGGAUAUUUUCCUGUACUUUGAAUGUCGCAGAGAUGAAACUGUCCGGCUUACUGAGAAUUGUUUUGAAGGAGAUUCAUCAUCCACCGAGCAGAAGAUGUGUGGAUGAAAUAUGCAGUUAGGACAGAAUGAAGAGACUUGAAAGUUUUUGAAUUGCACUUCUUUAACGUUUUUCACUUUGAGAAUGAAAAAUGCGAGUAAAGAAUCAGAUUUUUAUUCAAUAUUUUGUUAGAAGCUAUAACUUUUGUGGUUUAUACCUUCAGAGUGGAGAUUAUGAACUAAAGCUGGAGAAAUCCAGCAAUGAUUGCAGUACUUGAUGCAAUUCAGAGGAGGUCAUGCAGUCACUUGAAUCAGGUGAUCUGGAAGGACGACUCACAGCGACCACGGACCAGAACAUAAACUCAAAUCCAGUGAGAUGUGCUGGUAUUAACGCCUUCAGUUUGGAUGCUGCUGUUUGUUAAGCAAUGUUGGGCGGAAAGUUUACCAAGUGUUUCAAAAUUAACACAACCAGAAACUAUUGCAUUAUCAUUUGAAAAUGAGCAGCUGAUUGUAUCGACUGUAGGUAAAGAGCAAUGACUUGCAGCAUCCAUAUUCCCUCCCUUUAAUAAAUUAUGAAUGUUUAAUGAAGCAUAGCCAACAACAAUCAUCUGUGCAAUAAAUGCUGGUAUGGUAUCU